CUGAUGCCCCAGACUGGAAAGACUCCCUCUGGAGGACACGAGAUGAGCCCAGACGCUGCGUGAAUUGGGUGAAAUGAGGCUUAAUAACCUGUCACAUCUCCACCCACCAGAAGCGCCUCAGAGCUCAAAAGCAGCCAUUCAGCAUCAACAGGCAGCCUGCACAGCAGCAGUUUCGUGAGCCUGUGCUCCGCCGGGUGAGGAAGCAGCACAGAGGAGACGGUGAGAGACUGUUUGCUACGAAACCUGGACGACCUGGGCCAAGAGUUCGAGGCGUUUGCAUCCAAAGGGAGUGACAGUCACAAGGAGGGUCUGAAAACACCCCCGGAGCACACUGCAAGGGGCAGAGCCCAGAGACAAGCCUGACAACAGGAAGGAGGUGACUAUGGAGCUGCAGAGGGCCAUCAACCAGCACGGCCUGGAAGAAAGAUUGACGAACACCACAGGAUCUGAGAGAAGGGGAGCGACCCAGGACGUCCUGUCCCGGCUGAAGAUGGAGCCAUACAGAAGCAGGAAGCUGAGGCUGAGGGAUCUUCAGGAAAUCAACCUAGAAAGUCUGCAGAGCUGGACUCCUCAGGCUGUAGGGGAUUUACCGUGGCAUUUCCUCAGGAAGGUCCUGGCUCUGGAUGGGGCGGCCAGAAACACUAGCCUCGGGCAGGGAGCAUCUGGUGACCAAGCCAGCCGUGAGGCGAAUGAGGGACAAGGUGACGGUGGUGAGAUCCUUCCUCAUAGCAACACAGACACUAGGACUUCCCUGCACCCCCUGGACGUUCUCUGCGCCGUGCUGCUUUGCUCAGACAGUUUCCUGCAGCAGGAGAUCCUGUCCAGAAUGUCCAUGUGCCAGUUUGCCCUGCCUCUGCUGCUGCCCGCCCUCGACUCCCCCAGGUGCACCCUGCUGCUGUGGGCCAUGCGGGACAUUGUGAGGAGGUGGCGGCCGCACUCCCUGGCACAGAGCCGAGGGUUCAGGGAGGAGAGCCUGGUGCUCACCCCAAUGCCAACCGUCUCCUUUGUGCGGCUGGGCAGCUGCAGCUUCUCCAAGUCCCAGCUCCUCAACGAGGUUCUCAGCCCCGCCCAGCAGCACCACGACUUGUUUGUGCAUCGGGAUAUGGAGUCUGGGAACGUCCGGCGGGAAAUCGCUGACGGGCUGGUCGAGAUUGCCUGGUACUUCCCUGCUGGGCGGGAGAAUUCAGAUCUUUUUCCCGAGCCCGUCGCGAUUACAAACCUGCGCGGGGACAUUGAGUCACACUGGCUGCAGUUCAGAUUUUUAGCAGAGAUCUCCUCAGCGGUGUUCAUCGUUACCGAGAGCAUCGGUGAGAGAGAAUGCGUCCUGCUCUCCUCCCUGCAGGGAUCCACCACUCAAUACUACUUCAUCCUCAGCGCCCUGGCUGAGACACGCAGUGAAACUCUGCGUUCCCUCGAUACAUUAGCCCCACUGCUGAAACUGAACAAGUUGAACGUGCUGGAGAGAAGCCACAACUUAAAUGGGACAGAAUUAGUGGAGAUUCUCCAGCACUCUAUACGCAGCAUAAUGAACUCAUCCCAGGAAGGCGUCAAUAUGGAAGUGCUGGCUAGGGACACCUGGUUGGUCACUGUGGUGAGCAGAAAGGCCUGGAAGAUAUGGAGAGAGAGAUUCUCUCUCCACAACAAUAGAGAAAGUCCAGGGCGCGCUGGAAAACUCCAAAGAUCAGACGGACUCGACCUUGGUCUUUCUCGACAACGUUUGCAAAGUGCUGCAGAAAGACUUAGUCAAUUCCAAGCACGGCUUAGAGGGGAUACGCUUCAUAAACACCGUUAACGCGGAGAAAUUUGCGGUUUUCAUUCACACUUUCCUUUCGGAGCUGGAACCCCAAAUCUUAGCUGAAUUUGAAAAUUUGGAAAUCGACUCUAAACUUUCCCAUCUGUCAGUGAACCUACAGGAGGAGAUCUUCAAGCAAGUGUUUGGCUGUGGGAAGCAGUGUCCGUUCUGUAAAGUGCCCUGUUAGGCAAAAGGCGCCGACCAUACGGAACAUUUUGCAUCGGUGCAUCGGCCUCAAGGAUUAGGGAGAUACCGCGGGCUGAAAUCAAAUAUACUUGUCUGUGAAAUAUGCACCACUGCUGUCCAUUCCAGCAGCACGUUCUGAUGCCCAGAGACACAAUGGGAGGCCCGUCCCUUGAAGGAGUAUCGUGUAAUUUUCCCCGACUGGCGCAUCCAGCCAGAUCCCGACGUCGACGCUUCUGAUUACUGCAAGUUUGUGUUUAAGGAGUUCAAUGGAGAAUUUGCCAAAACGUAUAAAGUUGAACCAGCGGAGCUCCCAGGAGGCUAGGAAAAGAUCACUCAAGAGCAGGCCCUGUAGAGCCUGGAGGAAGCCUUCAAAAUUAAAUAACAA
This is a messenger RNA of Pelodiscus sinensis (Chinese soft-shelled turtle), 2363 nucleotides long. RefSeq names its product up-regulator of cell proliferation-like. Gene Ontology annotation, molecular function: GTP binding. Lineage: Eukaryota; Metazoa; Chordata; Testudines; Trionychidae. The record is from RefSeq and is a predicted model, not a curated record.